ACAAUCUGCGCCCAGAACUAACCCUUCCUAUGUUCUGCCUUCGAGCGUUGCUUCACAACAAUCUGGCAGACGGAUGAAAACAAAGGUCCUCCAUGUCACGGUGAGCUUAGCUGGAGAAGCACGUGGAAGAUAAAAAACAAAAAGUGUGCUUUUUCACGACUUCAGGCAAAGGGACAAUGUAUGAAAGGAAGCCACGGUGAGGGAAAAAAAAAAGGCUUCUCACGAGUCAAAGGCUGGGUCAAAGAUAAACGCUACAAAAGCAGCAGAGGAGUCCAGCAUGGCGGACGAUUAUGUCACACCUGGGACCUACGAGCUGGAGAAAAUCCUCAACCGUGGGAGCGUGGCUUACACUCGUGUCAACGAGGUCUGGCCUAACGUCUACAUUGGAGAUGAGGAGACUGCUAUGGAUAAGUGUACCUUGAAGAGGCUGGGAGUUACUCACAUAUUGAAUGCAGCAGAAGGAACAUGGAACAAUGUGGACACUGGGCCUGGCUAUUACAGAGACAUGGAUAUUGUUUACUGCGGCGUGGUUGCAGAAGACAUCCCGACAUUUGACAUCAGCCUGCAUUUCUUCUCUGCUGCCAAGUUCAUUCUGGAAACACUGAGAAAUCCUCAGAAUAAACUGCUGGUUCAUUGUGUGAUGGGAAGGAGUCGGUCCGCCACCCUCUUUCUUGCCUACCUGAUGAUCUACGAGAACAUGACAAUUGUGGACGCCAUCGAGCACGUAAAAGGUCACCGACGGAUCAUCCCUAACUGGGGCUUCCUGAAGCAGCUGAGGGAACUAGACCAGCAGCUCCUGGAGGAAAGAGGAGGCUUAUAAAUUCAAGAGUCAAAUAAAGUCAACUAAACCUGGUAAUUGUACAAGGAUUUUUAAAAAAGAAAAUGUUAAUUUUUCACGUCCUUGAAUAAUAAAGAAGAAAAACACAACUUUUGGACAAACAAGUCUUCUUAAUACCAAUUCAAACUUUUGGACAAACAAGUCUUCUUAAUACCAAUUCAAAUAUUCACUGUGUGGCCUUGAAAAGACAGUUCACAACUUUUGGUUUCAUUGUUCUGGUCUGGAUAACGCCUCGAUACUUUUUAAAAAGAGAAACCCAAGCUGUGUUUCACAUAAAAAGAGAACAAUCAAGUACAUGGUCAAUCAUAAUUUAUUCUUAUGCUAAAAUGUACAGCAUUUUAAGUGACUGACAAAAGGAGAAAAGUCAUAAAUACAAGAAUGUCAUUCUGUUCGAUUUGAGUGCACAUAGCCAGAUAUUUCCCCCCGUUCUUACCAGCAACUCUGUACAGGUACAAAGGCUACAAAAGAGCAAUAUUAACAAAAACACAAGUACAAGUUGCGUUUUACAUGCAAUCCAUUAGCUUAGUUUGGUCUAUUCACAGGCUCUAUUCUUCUACAAUUCGGUAAAAUAUAAAUCCAAUGUUUUAUAAAGAUAGAAAACAAAUCUACACAUGGAAUGAAAACGUAGCUUUAAAGGCAUUAUGUAAAAUAUCAACUUUGGACUAAAUUUAUAUCAUCUUUAUUGUUAUUUCAUCAUUAUAAUCAUUUAGUUCUUUUUAAAUUCUGCCACACUUCGGGACACUUUGAAAUGUUUUAGAAUUUUUUUUUCUUUUUCAGGGUACAAACACUGAGAUAUGCUUUGUUAUUUUCUGACAGAAAUCAGUCUGUUUUAUUAAACAGAAAGCUGCCUUGAGGAGAUCUGUUACAAAAGGCUUCAGAAUUAUACAUACAUCGCAAUAAAACCUCUCAAACCAAACAGAAAAACAGAAGACUAAAGUUUACAUUUUUUUUACAUUAUUAGAUUUAAUAAAAUAUAGUUUCAUCUUUCUCCCUGUGAAGGGAAACCUAAUAAAGGCCAUAUAUUUUUUUAAAUGGCUUGCUAUUAAGCACAACACUUGUACAGUACUACUCAAUGCACUGUCACUAACAGAGACUGAAGCAUGCUUUUUAUCACUUUACAAAAUAAGUACAAUAAUUUAAAUAUACAAAGGCAUGAGUAUAGUACAAACUAAUUGUCAGCACUGUUAGACAGGUACACUGAACAGCCACUAUUUCCACUUGCAGCAGGCGCAUUAAAUGGCUUCAUUUGAGGCUGCUACACUGAUGAAACUUCUACGGCUGAGCUCCGAACCCG
This is a messenger RNA of Gambusia affinis (western mosquitofish), 2132 nucleotides long. Its product is annotated as dual specificity phosphatase 29-like. The transcript has 3 exons. Gene Ontology annotation, molecular function: protein tyrosine/serine/threonine phosphatase activity; MAP kinase phosphatase activity. The coding region runs from base 278 to 820 and encodes 180 amino acids. The record is from RefSeq and is a predicted model, not a curated record. Gene Ontology annotation, cellular component: cytoplasm. Lineage: Eukaryota; Metazoa; Chordata; Actinopteri; Cyprinodontiformes; Poeciliidae. Gene Ontology annotation, biological process: negative regulation of MAPK cascade; protein dephosphorylation.